Molecule: messenger RNA, 2400 nt
Organism: Durotheca rogersii
Lineage: Eukaryota; Fungi; Ascomycota; Sordariomycetes; Xylariales; Xylariaceae
Product: stretch-activated Ca2+-permeable channel component-domain-containing protein
Exons: 2
Coding region: 290-2236 (648 amino acids)
Biological process (GO): calcium ion import across plasma membrane
Molecular function (GO): calcium channel activity
Source: RefSeq, a predicted model, not a curated record
CACCCAUAUUCCUCGACAACCCCGUCUCCUUUCCGACAAACUGCUACCGUCAAUCGCAUCGUUCACCCGAUACUGACAGGAUUUAUCCCUCCAAGCGACUCGCCCUUCUGCCACAGAGUACGAUCGAUCGAUCAUCGCAACCACCUCGAACGCUUUGGUGCAGCACCUAGCAUAAUAACCGUGUCCCGCUGACGCAAGCCCACCGACCAAUUCCACCUCGACCCCGACGUGCCGUUCUUGGUGCACGAUCCUUCCUCCGUGAGAUGCCCUACGGGGCUAUCUUCCUAGGAUGCAGCUUAGUCCUCUGCAGUCGCGGCUUGCUGCGUCCUUCAUAGCCUCCUGUUUGCUGCUCAUCAUCUAUCUGCUUCUAUUCCCCCCGCAGUUCGCUUUCGCGGCCGAGUUCGACCCCAUAGCUAUCCAUCAUGACAGCCGCUUCCGCGCCCUCGCCGCGCAGGACUUGGAGAUGUCCGAGGCGACGGACCUCCGCGCGCCGGUGUACGAGCCCGAGUUCGGCCUUUUCGAUCGCAGUAUUAUCGGCAGGGCCCCGGAUAAUGUGAUCACGCUGACCAACAAUAAACUCGAGAGGAGCAAUCUUGCCCCCGGUGCCACCAUGGCUUAUGUCUACUCGGCAUCAUCUGUUGCUCGCAGGGCGGCGCAGGAUGAGGACGAGCAUACGGGAAGCCUAGCCAGCUUGAACGAAUCACGGGGUCCAACUGUAGAUGCCGACCUCUACGAGGACGGUGACGAAGAUGGCUCUAUCUUGGGCCCGGAGCUAACGCGGCGACAACAACCGUCGAGGACCUUAUGGAUAUCCGCCAAUACCUGCGAGCAGCCCACGUAUAUUUCGCCGAACAGAACCAACGUGGAUCCCCCCCAGCUUACUCUUUACGUUUCUACCUCGACCGAUAAUACUUCUCCGGGGCCAUCACAGACCACCGGGUCUCAGAGGGCCAUUCCCUUCAAACAGGGGGCGGUCAUGUUUAACGUAUCCCUAAGCCAGGAUGUUUAUUUCAGCGUCUCCGCCCCAGAAGUCUCGGCCGAGUUAUUCGAUGCCUCGAAGCAGUACAAUUUCGAAAUCGUCGCCUCCACCGAUCGGUAUUACUUUUCCUACGACGACCAAUCCGUCUCGGAGUUGGUCUGGGUUGACAGUGACUGGUCGGCGGCCCUAUUUAAGACAGAUGACCUGCCAAUUGGCUCAGAUCAGGCCGACGAGAUGCCCUAUGUUAUGUUUGCGCACGACCGGGCCAACCCGGCGCUUAACGGCUUACGAAACUCCUAUUGCGGGCUCAGCCUGCACGCUCAGAUUCGAGGUCUUGCAGAUGGCACCAGCGGAGUAAUAACUAUGGGGUUGAAGAAGGGGAGAGAAGACAACGCCACACAGCAAGAGUUCUACAUCAGCAGUCUCGACGCCAGCUCUACCUAUAUUGGAAUUCUUGCUCGUCCUCCGGGAAAGGGCCUCCAGACCCGACAGAACAGCUCCGCUUCGGAUAUAGGGGGCGGCAGGGUGUUUCGGCCGACCGAGUUCGAAACCAAGCCUUUUGGCGCGUGCACGUUCGUUUUCAACCUUACCGUGUGCGACGAGACAGAGUACGCCGUGCCAGGAAACUUAAAUAACUUCCCGAAUGGCACGGCGCUUGCCGCGUUCUACGACGACUACACGCGGACCAUGUGGGACAACUUCGACAAGGUGCUGCAGCAGGUGCCGUGCGAGGCGCCGGUAACGUCGAAGUACUCCCUGGCGCGGGGCUGCGACGACUGCAAGGCGGCGUACAAGAACUGGCUCUGCUCGGUGGCGGUGCCGCGGUGCGAGGACUUCUCGUCGCCGGACCGGCCGGCCCUACAGAUGCGCAACAUCGGGCAGCCGUUCCCGAACGGGACGGUGGUGGACCCGAGCGUGACGGAGGCGUUCGGGCACCUGCGCGCCUUCAACACGUCGCGCAACCCACAGAUCGACGAGGUCGUGCAGCCGGGUCCUUACAAGGAGCUGCUGCCGUGCGAGGACCUAUGCUACGAGCUCGUGCGCAGCUGUCCGGCCUCGCUCGGCUUCGCCUGCCCCCGCCCCUUCUCCGAGUUCGGGUUCAACACGAGUUACGGCCGGCGCAACAUCACCGGCGGCCUGACCUGCAACUACCCCGGCUCCGCCCACUUUCCGCCGAGCGCCGCCCCGACGACGGCCGCCGCGUCCGCGCUCGCGGCGCUCGUCAGCGUGCUGGUGCUGCUGCUGGGUGCGAUGUAGUAAAGGGGGGUGGGGACGGACAGGCAGACACAAAGGUAGAUAUGAUAGACAGAUAGAUAGGCGGAAUUGGGCUAAUGGUUUUUUUUUUCCCUUUUUGUUUUUGAUUCUUCCUCUCUCUAUCCCCCCCCUCUUUUCCCCUCCACGGUGUAUUUCUGGGAUAAGAG